UGUCUACGUUUCGCUCAAAUUUGCUGGCUUCUCUCCAAAGUGACAAUCGGAUGCUUUGACAUUUUUGUGUCUGCACCGUUACUGUAGGAUUUGCUGAACGUGAAAUAGGAUGACACAAGCUGAUAGUUGUCUGGCAGUGUGCGGUAUACGCGCGUAACACGUAGUUAUCUAAUCGGAACUUCUCGUGUUUUUGAAAGAGCCUGUGUCCAGAACUGUGUCGGAAGUCAUGCGAAGCAAAGACGCAGUGGUUCCAAGUGUGAGGAGGUAGCACUACGCCGUGUGGUGCAUCCCCGUGCGGCAGUCAACGCUGGGACAGCCCAAGUGCCUUUUGUGUCGGGAUGGGGUUCCGAGUGCAGUGAGAGAUGCUCUCGGAAGGAGGGAGGCCCCAGAAUGAAGAAACUGAGGCGCCGUUUCUCCUCGUCCCUCAAUCCGCCGCGUUUUCUCAGCGACGAGGGGCUCACGGAAUUCAACGACCGCCUCUCCAUACACGACAACGGGGAUGUUGCCAGCCAGAACGGUUCGAGGCUUAGCCUGUUCACCCGUGCGACACGAAGGUUUUCCAUAUCAUCUUCACGCAUUCCAGACUUCAGAUCUCCGGCAGCAGGUGUUGUACACGAGCACCCACGCAUUGGUUCUGAUGGGGAAAGUGAGGAAGCGUCGGGAGCCUCGGAUGAAGUCAUAUCUCCCGUCAAGCUCAGGGCAAAGCCUAAUAAUCGGCGCUCCAACCAUUCUGAUAUUAGCAAGAGACUUUCACUGCCGGCCGACCUCAGAUUGCCCGAAAGCUUCCUCAGUAAACAGCUAGUUUUGGAUGGGCCUCUCAGUAGGACGGUCAGAAGACAAUCCUUGUCAGAAAUAGGCUUUGGAAGGAUGGAAACUUAUACAAAACUAGACAAGCUUGGGGAGGGUACUUAUGCCACAGUGUUCAAGGGAAAGAGUCGACUAACAGAUAACUUAGUAGCUCUGAAAGAAAUUAGGCUAGAACAUGAAGAGGGAGCACCCUGCACUGCCAUUCGUGAAGUAUCUCUACUCAAAGACCUCAAGCACAAUAAUAUAGUUACGCUACAUGACAUUGUACACACGGAGAAGUCUUUGACCCUGGUCUUUGAAUAUCUGGAGAAGGAUCUAAAGCAGUACAUGGACGACUGUGGGAAUUUCCUGUCGUUGAAUAAUGUCAAGUGCUUCCUAUUCCAAUUGCUGCGAGGCCUAGCAUACUGCCACCAGCGCCGUAUUCUGCAUCGGGACCUCAAGCCACAGAAUCUGCUCAUCAAUGACAAGGGGGAACUCAAACUAGCUGAUUUUGGGUUAGCUCGGGCCAAGUCUGUUCCCAUCAAGACUUUCUCUAACGAAGUGGUCACACUAUGGUACAGGCCUCCAGAUGUGUUGCUCGGUUCCACGGAUUACUUUACUUCAAUCGAUAUGUGGGGCGUGGGCUGCAUCUUCUACGAGAUGGCCAGCGGAUAUCCACUGUUCCCGGGUUCAACAGUGGAGGACGAGCUCCACCUCAUCUUUCGCACAUUGGGUACACCGACGGAGGCCACCUGGCAAGGAAUAGGGUCCAACUCUGACUUCUUGGGUUACAACUUUCCUCGGUACGGAGGGGAACCAUUGGGCUCGAAAGUUCCCAGGGUUGGUGGUGACGGGGCACGCCUCUUGCUUCAGUUCCUCAAGUUUGAACCAAAAAUGAGGAUAUCAGCUCUGGAAGCCAUGAAGCACCCAUACUUUGACAGCCUGGGGCCAAACAUUCACAAGCUGCCCGACACUGCUUCAAUCUUCACCAUACCUGGAGUGCAGCUGAACAGGACGUCAAGUCUUCGGAGUGGACAUGGGGACAGCACGCUCUCAUCAUAAACCAAAGAUGUCCUCGACUCUCCAUGUAUUUCGCCUCCUCUCCCGGCCGUCCUACAACGUGUGAGCUACAUUUGCACCUCCCUAAGGCCGAGCCUCGGCUGCGGUGGCAUGCUUCUCCUUCUCAACUCCGGUGAGGCAUGACCACUCGACGACGAAUUGGCGCGCGACACGGAGGAUCCCCUCAUCGCCUUCCCCGUCCCCCCCCCCCCCCUCAAGACAUAUCCGUCAGCCCAGGAUGGUUCCAGUUUCAGUUGCUCAGCAGGAGCUGCUCACACGUCGAGGUCGCCCUGAAGCCAUGACUCAUACGAGGUGUACUAGUCGUUUGCGGGGCUCACCCGCUAACCGAUAGCUUUGGCAAGGCUUAACCAGGGGGCGCCUGGUGGCGAGGAAGCUCUCGAGCUUUUGAGCAGAGGAAGGGGGUACAAGCAUGGCUUCUCGGCUUUCAGACAACCACUGGACUUGUACUUCAUUUUCCCUCCCUUUUUUUGUUUUGUGUGGUUUUUUUUCGUGGCAUUUUUGACUCUGCAGCGUUUCGUGCGAUGCGCAUAUAAUGCGCGCACAUAACUCUCACCUUUAUUCGCGGGCGUACGCCACUUUUUCCCCCGCCGAUUGUGGCGGGGGGUGUCUGAGGGUGGUGCCAUGCCGGCAACUGUGGUGCAAUACUUUGUGGCUUCAAAUUAACGCACGGUGGCAUUGUAUCAUGCAUGGUACGAGCAGAGGGAAAAAAAGAGACUCUCACUUGUG
Messenger RNA from Ornithodoros turicata, 2592 nucleotides. RefSeq names its product cyclin-dependent kinase 16-like. The transcript is spliced from 16 exons. Gene Ontology annotation, molecular function: cyclin-dependent protein serine/threonine kinase activity; ATP binding. NCBI's taxonomy places the organism in Eukaryota, Metazoa, Arthropoda, Arachnida, Ixodida, Argasidae. The record is from RefSeq and is a predicted model, not a curated record. Gene Ontology annotation, biological process: protein phosphorylation. The coding region runs from base 391 to 1848 and encodes 485 amino acids. Gene Ontology annotation, cellular component: nucleus; cytoplasm.